GCCUAGGAACUGUCAUGCUUGGGUUUGUAACGUUUCCCGCCGGGCUAGUGAUGCUGAGGUCUGGCCUUGGAUCCUGGGAAAAGGACGGUCCUGCUGGUGGGGGAGACAUGUCGAGUUUCUCUAAGGCACCCCAGCAAUGGGCCACUUUUGCUCGGGUUUGGUAUCUCUUAGAUGGGAAAAUGCAGCCCCCUGGCAAACUGGCUGCUUUGGCAUCAGUUAAACUUCAAGGAUUGCAUAAACCUAUAUACCAUCAACUGAGUGACUGUGGGGAUCAUGUUGUCAUUAUGAACACAAGGCACAUUGCAUUUUCUGGAAAUAAAUGGGAACAAAAAGUAUACUCCUCACAUACUGGCUAUCCAGGUGGAUUUAAACAAGUAACAGCUGCUCAACUUCACCAGAAGGAUCCAGUAGCAAUUGUGAAACUAGCUAUUUAUGGCAUGCUGCCAAAAAACCUUCACAGAAGAACUCUGAUGCAGAGAUUGCAUCUUUUCCCAGAUGAGGACAUACCAGAAGAUAUUCGUAAGAAUUUGGUGGAAGAGCUUCCUCAACCACGAAAAGUACCCAGACGUCUAGAUGAGUACACGCAGGAAGAAAUAGAGGCUUUCCCAAGAGUGUGGUCUCCACCUGAAGAUUAUCGCCUCUAGGAGAAUGAAAAUUGCUGGAAAGAGCAAUGAGGUGACUGAAGCUUCUUCCCGAUGAGUCUCCCGAGCUACAGGCCGAGUGAGGCAGCUGCUGCAUUUUGACAAGGAACUUGUCAUGGGCACUGAAAGCUUGUGGAGAAAGAUCAGGAGGUGAUAAUCCUUCGAUAGAUACGUUAUUUUAUAGAAUUUUUUUAUUAUGUAGUCCAAUUUGGAUGUUGUACAUGAUGAUAAGAAUAAAAUUGCUUAGUUGUUUAA
Neomonachus schauinslandi (Hawaiian monk seal) is the source of this 896-nucleotide messenger RNA. RefSeq names its product mitochondrial ribosomal protein L13 (gene MRPL13). Lineage: Eukaryota; Metazoa; Chordata; Mammalia; Carnivora; Phocidae. The transcript has 7 exons. Gene Ontology annotation, molecular function: structural constituent of ribosome; mRNA binding. Gene Ontology annotation, biological process: translation; negative regulation of translation. Bases 15 to 644 code for a protein of 209 amino acids. Gene Ontology annotation, cellular component: mitochondrial large ribosomal subunit; ribosome. The record is from RefSeq and is a predicted model, not a curated record.